Podarcis muralis (Common wall lizard) is the source of this 5816-nucleotide messenger RNA. It is a transcript of the gene TACR1, whose product is annotated as tachykinin receptor 1. NCBI's taxonomy places the organism in Eukaryota, Metazoa, Chordata, Lepidosauria, Squamata, Lacertidae. The record is from RefSeq and is a predicted model, not a curated record. Gene Ontology annotation, molecular function: substance P receptor activity. Gene Ontology annotation, cellular component: plasma membrane; sperm midpiece. Gene Ontology annotation, biological process: positive regulation of flagellated sperm motility; G protein-coupled receptor signaling pathway.
ACGCAGCCGGGCGCUCCACUCGGGCGGUGCGAGAGCCGAAGCGAGCCUCGACGGGGCGGCUCCCCGCAGGAGAGCUCCGUGCUGCCUGGCGCCGCGGAGAGCGAGGCGAGUGGCCGGUUGCAGAGAACACCUGGGCCCCCUCCCGCUGCCCGACGGGCGCGGCAGCCUCUCUGCAAACCCCGCGCAAGUUUCCGCGCGAGGGCCACAGCCGCCACCCCCCGCCCCGCCCGCCCCGUCUGCUGCUGAGGCGGCCCCCAUGCUGCUCCCGCUGGCGCUCCCCGAGUUACCCUGAGGGCGAUGGAGGGGACCCCCUCGAACGGCUCCAACGCCUCGACGAACGCCUCCCUCGACGAAAACCAGUUCGUGCAGCCGGGCUGGCAGGUAGCGCUCUGGGCGGUGGCGUACGCGCUGAUCGUGCUGGUCUCGGUGGUCGGCAACCUGGUGGUGAUGUGGAUCAUCCUGGCGCACAAGCGGAUGCGCACCGUCACCAACUAUUUCCUGGUCAACCUGGCCUUCGCCGAAGCCUCCAUGGCUGCCUUCAACACCUUGGUCAAUUUCACCUACGCCGUCCACAGCGUCUGGUACUACGGCCUCUUCUACUGCCGUUUCCAGAACUUCUUCCCCGUCGCCGCCGUCUUCUCCAGCAUCUACUCCAUGACGGCCAUCGCCGUGGACAGGUACAUGGCCAUUAUCCGCCCGCUGCAACCAAGGCUAUCGGCCUCAGCCACCAAGGUCGUCAUCUGUGUCAUCUGGUUCCUGGCUUUAUUGCUGUCAUUCCCGCAAGGCUACUACGCAACAACAGCCGAGCUCCCCGGCCGAGUGGUGUGUCUGGUGGACUGGCCAGAAAAUACAACUCAGACCUAUCAAAUAACGUACCACUUUUGUGUGACGGUGCUAAGCUAUGUCCUGCCACUCCUAGUGAUAGGCUACGCCUAUACCAUGGUCGGUAUCACACUAUGGGCCAGUGAGAUCCCAGGGGACACUUCGGACCGCUACCAGGAGCAGGUGUCUGCCAAGCGCAAGGUUGUCAAGAUGAUGAUCAUUGUGGUCUGCACCUUUGCCAUCUGCUGGUUGCCUUUCCACAUCUACUUCCUCCUCCAGCAUUUCAAGGCAGAGUGGUACCAGGAAAAGUACAUCCAGCAGGUCUACUUAGCUAUCUUGUGGCUGGCCAUGAGCUCCACCAUGUACAACCCUAUUAUUUACUGCUGCCUCAAUGACAGGUUCCGGAUUGGCUUCAAGCAUGCUUUCCGGUGGUGCCCUUUCAUCAGAGCCAGCAAAUACGAAGGGCUGGAGAUGAAGUCAGCCAGGUACCUCCAGACACAGAGCAGCAUGUACAAGGUCAGCCGGAUGGAAACGACGGUCUCCUCCAUCGCUGGCAACCCAGAAGAGGAGCUUGAUGCCAGCAGCAAAACCAAGCGCCUCUCUGUGGAUCUGGCCUCCAACGGCUCCUCCCGUAGUGACUCCAAAACCGUGUCGGAGAGUUUGAGCUACUAUUCCAACACGCUUCCUCCCUAAGCAACCUGAACCUCCCUGCAACGCAUCUCCAUCAAAAGUGUGGCUCAGUUUCCAAUCUCCCUAACGAAGGAGCUGUUCCUCAUUUGUAACAAGUCACCUCUUUCCUCUCUGACUUUAUCCCUGAAUUGAGUUUUCCUUCUUUGUGUCGCCUCUGCUGUGAUGCCCUGUUGGAUGUUCAGACGAUCUAUAUAUCAGAAUGGAUUCUCGUUUUGGGGCCCGCAUUGCGAUAGGUUCAUUAGCCAAUUCUCAGGCUGUGCUGGCUAACAGCCAAGUACCUUCCGCUUGACUUUGUUUUUCCAUCCCCAAAUCUCACCUUCUCUUCCCACAACGUGCUCAGGUCUUCUUGGUGUCUCUCCCUUCCAGCUUCCAUACACAGAACCAUAAGAUCAUGGAACUGUGGAGUUGGAAGGGAGACCACAUGUCACUGCUAUUGCGAAAGGAGUGGAGGGGACUGAAAAGCUCCUUGAAGAAAAAAGGAGCGAAAAUGUCAUGUUUGUAGUAUGUGUGCCAUUUUGGAAAAGUUGAAUUGCAAAAAAAAACAAGUUUUAAGAAUGUAAGAGUCCUGCUGGACCAGGUGAAAGUGGUCAGGGAGACUGAGUGGCUCCCCUAUGAGAAAAGGUUGCAGAGUUCGGGACUUUUUAGUUUAGAGAAAAGUUAAGCGGCAAUAUGAUGGAAGUUCCUAAAGUUAUGUCUGGCGAGGAGGAAGUGGAUAGAGAAAGGUUUGUCUGCCUCUCUCACAACACUACAGCUCAUGGACAUCCCAUGAAGAUGGACAUUGAAAGAUUCAAGACAGACAGAAGAAAGGGCUUAUUCACGCAGUGCAAAGUUAACCUAUGGAACUGCCUCCCACAGGAACUUGGGGAAACUGCAGAAGGCGAGAGGGCUCUUAUGCUCAAAUCCUGCUUGCAAGUUUCCCACAGGAAUCUUGUUGACCACUGUGAGAACAGGAUGCUGGACAAAUGGGCUAUUGGCCUGAUCCAGCAGGCUCUUAUUGCAUUCUCAUGAAAGGCCUGUCUGGUCCAGCUUCCUGCUCUCAUUGUGGCCAAGCAGACCCCUAAAGGAAGACCACAAGCCUGACGUGAGGGGAGCAGCAUUGUCCCCACUUUGUUUGAGAGUUAAAGUCCAGGCAGUAUCUGAAAUCCUUAAUGGAAAAGUUAGGAAUUUCCAUAUACAAAUCUGAGGAUUCUCAAUUUGCAGUUUUUGAUCCAAUAGCACAGCGUUCCAAAUUGCCUCCCUACAAACUUUGUGUAUCUGAUGUACUUCCAAGAUCACUUCUCUUCCACUUCAUUUAUGUUGGGUUAGGAAAAAACCCUCAGCUCCUCAUACUGGUUUGUGCCUAUACCAGGGGUGGAUAACGCCAAGUCCGAGGGCCUGAUCCAGCUCCAGAAGUAAAAGACCCUACAGAUUUUGGUGGUGGCCAAAUGCAGGGGAGGAAUAUAGUCCGUAUGGAGGCUGGGGUGGUGGCAGAAAAGUUUAAACCUCUCUGUUCAGCACAGCCUCCUGAUGAGAAAACAAUCCCUCAUCUGAUAAAUUCGUGGAAUCGUGGAGUUGCAGGAGUAUCUAAUGAAUCUCUGACAGAUGGCCUCCAACCUCCUGCUACACGGGAGAUGGGUUGAAGAAAAAGAAAUGCAAAUUGGCCCUGCCCUGUAGCUUGAGCAAUCAUGUUAAGGAGCGGCUAGGAGCUAGGCAGAGUCAUAGAUCUAAAAAAAAAGAGAUGCACACGCUGGCCAGCUUCCAUUUUGACUUGAAAGGUUUGUUUGGGGCUUCUCAAAAAUAUGUGAAGGCAAGAAGCAGAUGGGAGGAGUGUUGAUCCGCCAUAGCGCCCACCUGAGAGGUGCCGGGACUGCACUCUGGUGCACUCUAGCUGAGAAAAAAGCACUGCAAACAGCUCAUACCACCAGAAAGUUCUCCCUGAUGUUGAGUUGGUAUCUCCUUCCUUGUCAUUUGAAUCCACUGAUUCGGGUCCUACCCUCUGGAGCAGCAGAAAACAAGCUGGCUCCGUCUUCCACGAGACAGCCCUUCAGAUAUUCGAAGAUGGCUGUUGUCUCACCUCUCAGUCCUCUCUUCUCGAGGGAUGAUAACUCCCCCUCUUCCACUGACCUGCAUGAAUCGGCUGUGGGGAGUGGCCUGUGAGCGUGAAUGCAUGUGGCCUCUGUAGGGUUGGCUGAGGGUCCAAAGGCCCCUCACCUAAUUUAUGGAGGUACACCAAGUUCCUUUUAAAGGCCCCAGAGGUUGCACUGAAACCCUACAGAUAUCUAGGUUCCUAUGCUCAGGGCAUGUUUUUACAUAUGCACCAGUUUAGGGGAUGGAGAACAGAACCGAACCAUAAAAAAUGUACUGUUUCAUUGCCCCAUUCCUCUCUCGAGAAAUCUGGAAUUCCUACAAAUAGGAAACUAGUUUGAUGGGGAGAAAAACAAUUCAGCCUAGGCUUCUCAGUUAUAUGGUCCUUUUUCUAUAGAAAGAGAAGAUUCAAUCCCAUCCCCCAAAUGGCAAAACAUUAAAAUACUGUAUGCACACACAAGCCACACUCCCCUGUUGCAUCCUUGGAAUCCUUCCAGCAAAGCUCUUCCUCCCACCAGUUGUCAAAACUGUCUCUGACAUGCAGGUGUCUUCCGUGGAGUUCUGCCAUUUGCAAGAGACAGCUCAGGUGGAGAGCAUCCCUGCUGUGAGUCCCAGAUGUGCAUCAUUAAUUGCAGCAAAUAUCCCUUGAUUAUUGCCAACUGGCAAAGGACCAAAACAAGCCUGCCAUUGUCAUGCACACCCAGCGCUGGCAUCAUAGGACAGAGAUGCAUAGCCUCAGCCCAUAAUAAGAUUAAGACAAGAAGAAUCUGUGGAAAGCAGGAGUGUAAGUAAAGAUGGGAUUAGAUAAUGGCACAAGAUGGAAUGUAUUGUAUAGCCCAGAGGGUGUGGGGGGAAAUGCAGGUGGGACAAUUUUAAAAAAUGCAUGGAGAGCAACACAUCUCCAGUGCAAAUCCAGCAACCUGAUGUGAAGAGACAGGAAGUGCAUAUGGAUAUUGAUUUCUCAUAAUGGCCCAAGGGCUGUAAUGCACACAUGCUCAAAGGGAUCCCUCCACUAUUAUGUAGAUCCUUGCACAGAUGUAGUGGAUCACUUCCCUAUGACAGCAUUCUCCCGUUUGGAGCCCUCCAGAUGUUUGGGCUUACACCUGCCAUUAGCCCCAGCCAACACAGCUGUGCUGGCUGGGGUUGGUUGGUGAUAUCAUUUUUAUUAUUACAGUUGUGGUCCAAAACAUCUGGAGGGCAUCAGGUUGGAGAAGACUGCCUUAGGUACUGUGAGGACAGUCCCUUGAACUGACAACAAAUGAUUGAGCUAAGGGAUUGCUUGCUGGUGCUGACACUUUCUGCAGCCCAGUUCUGUUCAAGGCAAAAAGCAGGGUAAAGAAAGGUUCCUGAACCCGGGCCACAUAGCCUGAUGUCAGGAACAAGUCCCUCCCUCGCUUUGAUGCAGCAAAGAAAGAUGAGGAUGCAGUCCCAAGAAUGGUGUGAAAAGCUGCUAGCCCAAUUGCGGACCACAGAAUUGCUGAACUGCCGCCAGGGUGAGCGUCAGAAGAGCUCUGCUGGGUCACAUCAAAGGUCCAUCUAAUUCUCUUUCCCACCAAAGUGGACAAAGUGAUGCCUGUGGUGAGCCCACAAGCAAGGCAGAGGGAAAGAGCCCUCUCUGGCUAUCAUUCCCUCACAACUGAUCUCUGCACUGCCUCUGUGAAGACACCCUGAGAGCUGGUUCAUAUGCUCAUCACCUCCAACCAUCUAACGCCACAGAGAGAGCCUCAAUCUAUUGUGUCCACCCAUCCAUGCUUUUUAUUCUUCAGCAAAAGCCAAAUAAUGUGCAUGUGCGAAAUCCCUCCGAAGAAGUGAGAUGUCUUUUGAGAGAAGAUCAUUAUUUUUAACACUGAGGCAGGGACGAUAAAUCUGCCAUCUCUCUCAACACACUAUAAUUUCUUGUGCAUAUUGUACAAAUUUCUGGGCCACUUUGUUCGUGCCUAAGUGUUUCUAUUUAAAUUUGCAACAAUUGUUGUAGCUUUUUUUGCUGUGAAAUGAAGAAGUGAUGGGAUAACUGACCUGUGUGCUCUUCCUGUUUUGGAGUAUAUCUGUAUGAUGUUCUUGUUUACAAAGUGUUGACAAACCCAAAUGAGGAAUUCCAAUAUGAUCAACUCAACUGCAAAUUGUGUUACAUUUGAUGGGUCAGAACUUCAAUGAUAUUGUUUCUGGAGAAGCUUUGAGUGGAUCAUAUCAAAGUAAUAAAAAAAUUAUGUCUCUUAAAAGAGUGAAAAUAGAUCUUCCAC